CCUCCAUGCAAACACAAACGUGACAUUUCCUCUCGGUGCUCGCUGCUCUCCGCUGCUCCACUGCGAUGCCCAGGCUGCACUGUUAGCCCGACCACUUUGCCCAAUCUCAGCGCCCUGACCCGGGGGAAGCACACCCGCCACCGCCGCGCCUUGUUGUUUUCUUUCCCUCGUUAUUCUCUCCGUUUGUUCCGGACAUGCCUAACAUCGUGCUUUUUAGCGGGAGCUCUCACCACGACCUCUCUCAGAAAGUGGCGGACCGCCUCGGACUGGAGCUGGGGAAAGUCAUAACUAAAAAAUUCAGCAACCAGGAGACGUGUGUCGAGAUCGGCGAAAGUGUGCGCGGCGAGGAUGUCUACAUCAUUCAGAGCGGCUGCGGUGAAAUUAACGACAAUCUCAUGGAGUUGUUGAUUAUGAUCAAUGCCUGCAAGAUCGCCUCAUCCUCUCGUGUCACUGCCGUCAUCCCCUGCUUCCCCUACGCCCGGCAGGACAAGAAGGAUAAGAGUCGGGCGCCCAUAUCGGCCAAGCUGGUCGCUAACAUGUUGUCGGUGGCCGGAGCCGACCACAUAAUAACCAUGGACCUCCACGCCUCACAGAUCCAGGGCUUUUUCGACAUCGCCGUGGACAACCUUUACGCAGAGCCCGCCGUUCUCCAGUGGAUCCGGGAAAAUAUCCCGGAGUGGAAAAACUGUAUCAUCGUGUCUCCAGAUGCAGGCGGAGCUAAGCGCGUGACAUCCAUCGCAGACCGCCUGAACGUGGAAUUCGCCCUCAUCCACAAAGAGAGGAAGAAGGCCAACGAGGUGGACCGCAUGGUGCUGGUGGGCGACGUCAAGGACCGCGUGGCCAUCCUGGUGGACGACAUGGCCGACACCUGCGGCACCAUCUGCCACGCCGCCGACAAGCUGAUCGAUGCCGGAGCAAUAAAGGUCUACGCCAUCCUCACACACGGGAUAUUCUCUGGUCCAGCCAUCUCCCGUAUCAACAACGCCCCGUUUGAGGCGGUGGUGGUGACCAACACCAUCCCCCAGGAGGAGAAGAUGAAGUCGUGCCCCAAAAUACAGGUCAUCGACAUAUCAAUGAUCCUGGCGGAGGCGAUCAGGAGAACCCACAACGGCGAGUCAGUGUCCUACCUCUUCAGCCACGUCCCCCUGUAAAGGACACGAGGAGACAGGACGCUCGGCUUGCACCUUUGGCCACAUCUCUGCCAGGAAGCCCUAAAGCCCCUGGCUGUUUUGGCCAAUCCCGUGUGACUUCUUCAAGGUCACGCCCCACGCAUUAUCAUUUGACAUUUCCACCUGGGAGGCAGAGCAAACCAUCACUUCCUUAUUUUGAAGACCAACAAGUUUCUAUUUAUGAGUUAUCACCUUUUUGUCUCUUUGUGUAUUGUUUUCUUCUUUUGUUUCAGCAUCAGCCUUGCCGACCUCGAACCCCAAACGUCUGACCGCCACUUUAACCAAAAGGGUCCAUUAAAUAGCAGAGUAUUUUUUUGUAAAUUUGCUAUGAAUUAAGCAUUCCAUGUUGUGAUGAUAAAUGUUUCACCCAUUCUGCUUCAUAAGAAGAAAAAAAGAAAAAUGGUGUGUGUGCGAGAUAGAGGUGCACCUUUUCCCUAAGUGUUCCCUUAACUGCUGCAAAGAGUAUUAAAACUUACAGGCUUAGUAAAACUGUUAAUUAGCUGACGCUGUAUUCAGUUAGAUUAAUAGCUUAUGCUCAGUAUUAAAAUCAGGAAAACAGGAGCAUUAAUGUUCCCGUUAAUUGCCUAAAAGCUCCCACACGCAGAACUACCCUGUCUAUAGUUUUGUACUUUAGACCACAACACAGGAGGCCGAGUGGGAAUAACAGACUCAACACACUGCAUCAACGUGUUUUCAGAUAUUCACCUUUUCAGUCCAAUAGUACUGAGCUUUAACAAAUGUGCUGAUGUGUCUUGCCUCUGCAGUUACAACUUCUGCACCUGAAUGAGCUGCUGUUUUUACUAGACAAAGCAACAACCUUCAUUAGUCAAUAUAUUUGUUUUGGUUAAAAAAAAAAAAAAAAAAAAUCACUGAAGUAAGUUAGUUGCUACUAAUAUUGGUCAGGUUUCACACGGGUGCACAAUCCAUGUUUCAAAAGGUCAUGUCAACUAAUUGAGCCCAAAGGUUGGUUAUGGGGGUAUAUUUCAGUUAGGAUGUAAGAUAAAGUCUUAAAAAAAAAAGUGUAAUUCUUACAGUUGUCGUGG
Myripristis murdjan (pinecone soldierfish) is the source of this 2212-nucleotide messenger RNA. Its product is annotated as ribose-phosphate pyrophosphokinase 2. Gene Ontology annotation, cellular component: cytoplasm; ribose phosphate diphosphokinase complex. The record is from RefSeq and is a predicted model, not a curated record. Gene Ontology annotation, molecular function: ribose phosphate diphosphokinase activity; magnesium ion binding; ATP binding. The coding region runs from base 195 to 1151 and encodes 318 amino acids. The transcript is spliced from 7 exons. Gene Ontology annotation, biological process: 5-phosphoribose 1-diphosphate biosynthetic process; purine nucleotide biosynthetic process. NCBI's taxonomy places the organism in Eukaryota, Metazoa, Chordata, Actinopteri, Holocentriformes, Holocentridae.